Molecule: messenger RNA, 1998 nt
Organism: Lates calcarifer (barramundi perch)
Lineage: Eukaryota; Metazoa; Chordata; Actinopteri; Centropomidae
Gene: pnpla1
Product: patatin-like phospholipase domain containing 1
Exons: 9
Coding region: 117-1478 (453 amino acids)
Biological process (GO): lipid homeostasis; triglyceride catabolic process
Cellular component (GO): membrane; cytoplasm; lipid droplet
Molecular function (GO): triacylglycerol lipase activity
Source: RefSeq, a predicted model, not a curated record
AGCCUGCUUUAACUCAGUCUUCUUUCUAAAGAAAGAAACAUUUUUGCCACAGCACAACAGCUUUUCACCAUCUACAGCUGAAAAAUUUAAGACACAAAAUUUAAAAGCCUUAGAACAUGGCUCCGGGAGUUCCCGUUUGUAAUUAUGGUGAAGCUCCUCCAUCCAUCUCCUUCUCUGGAUCUGGCUUCAUGGCCACCUACCAGUUAGGGGUUGCCCAGUGCUUCCUAACUUAUACGCCCUGGAUACUGCGCACAGCACCUUGUGUUCUCGGUGCAUCUGCUGGAUCUCUGGUAGCUGCUGCUGUGGUCUGUGAAAUGAGCCUGAUUACAAUUAAGGAUGAGAUGCUGCAUUUUGCCAAACAGAUGAAGACUUUUACACUCGGGCCAUUUAACCCUUCAAUCAAUGUGUUCCACUGGUUAGAACAUAUUCUAUGCAAAUAUCUUCCUCCUGAUGCACACCAACUGGCCAAUGGUCGUCUUGCUGUGGCUAUGACCCGCCUGAUUGAUGGAAAGCACAUUGUGAUGUCUGAGUUUCAGUCCAAAGACGAUGUAGUGCAGGCUCUGCUAUGUAGCUGCUUUGUACCUGGGUACUGUGGAAUGCUGCCUCCAACCUUCAAAGGAGAACAUUAUGUAGAUGGGGGUUUCAGUGGGAUGCAGCCUGUCAUGCCUGUACCCUGCAGUCAGACCUUGACAGUGUCUCCGUUCUCUGGAGAGACUGACAUCUGCCCCGCAGACACACCUUGCUUGUGGGACAUGGUAGUGAGCGGAGCCACACUGAAGGGCAACAUGGCAAACAGCUUCAGGAUCAUCAAUGCUCUUUACCCCAUGUCUUUAGAGACGUUGGAACAAGCCUACCACAGUGGCUACAAAGACGCCAUUCAUUUCCUCCUGCGCAAUGAGCUUGCACCAUAUUUGAUGAUACACGAAGUAUCCCACUUAAUCAACCAUAACUGUAACCAAUAUAAAAUGUGGAAGCACCUGGAGACAACCACCACAGAAGAGGAAGAGAAGAUGAAGGUGGAAAAGGAGAUGGCAACAAUGACAUCUUUUAUAAGCAAUGGACACAUGCAGAGGGGCAACUCUACUGAGCAUGAAUGGACUGGAAAACAACCAACUCAAAAACCUCUCAGUUUUGACAUGGUAAAGAAUGUUCUGCUGGGCAAUGUGGUGACUUAUGUGAACAUGUUUGGACUCCCUGUGAAAAUCUUAUCGUACAUAUUCUUUCCUCUCAUGCUGUCGUUUUACAUCUUACUUGAGAGCAGGCAGAGAUUGGAGCUGCUGUUCAGGCAGACACCAGAGUUGCUUUUCUGGACUUGGCAUGGCCUGAGACAUUUUAGCAUCUUCUUUUUCAACAUAUUUGUCUGUAGCCUCAAAAAGAACAUUAAGGACAGGGUUAUGCCCAUCAUCUUGUUUUUUUGGUGGUUGAAAGUUCUGGCCCAAUUUGAGGUUCUACAAGGGCAGAUGCACCAAACAACUUGAGAUUAGUCUUCCUUCUCUUCCCAUUCAGAUAAUAUCAAGAAGGGGAGUCUGAACAGACGGUUCGUCACUCCAUCAAGGGAGUAGAAGAAAUCUAAAUAACAUUACUUAGAGAGAAAGCCACUAACUUUUUUUUUUUUGCUCAGCAAGUACAAAUGUAAACACUGUAUUCUUUGUAUAUCUGGUCACAUGUGUUUUGUGAAGUUAAGCUCUUCUUAGUCCAUAUUACCACUGAACAGAGCAUGAAAUUUGACUUUUGCUGUUAUUUAAAGGGGGAUUUAUUUUAUCUAAGCUUGUAAAAAUGUUUCAGUUUGUUUCAUAUGUUUUAAUUUGUAUCAGUUAUCAGUUAAGUGCAGGACAUCCACUAAGUAUAUGAAGUAACCGAGCAGACUUCAAAUUAACAAGUGAUACCAGGCUUAACAUGUGACAGAAAUAAGGUAAACCAGUGUGUAGUCUGAGGGAGUCAAAUGGGGAAAAGUCAUGGGCUUACAAAAAUCAGUUUCUUCCUGCUGAAAGUAUGAAU